UAACGUGUCAUGAAAAUACAAAAAGGAAUUAGUCAAAUUUCAAAAUUUUUAACAGAAACAUUUUAUUACUAAAUAAUAAUAUAACUUUUUUUAUUUAAAUUUGUCUAAAAUUACUAAAAAAUGGGCGACCCUCCGGUUUUCAAGCAACCAUUUCUAAACACCUGUGAGAUGUACCCGCGUCGAAGAACCACGGAAUUCUAUAGAUCUCCGGAGCCACGAGCCUCGUGCCAAAGUCGCCGGGCGGAGCACCCUCGAGAUGUGCUGAACGUAACCCCCGACCAAAAUCGGGAGGUUGCUCGCCGAUUGCCACGAAUCCAGCCGCCAAAUAACUCUGACAGUAACUUGCUCCGAAAUGGAUAUUUUUCAUAAAUUCAUGAUCAAAAGGCGUUUUAACAUAUAUAAUUUGUUUAAAAAGUGUGUUAGUGAGCGAAAGAAAUUAUAGAAAUAAAAUAAUACAAAUUAUCA
This is a messenger RNA of Drosophila rhopaloa, 465 nucleotides long. RefSeq lists its product as uncharacterized. The transcript has 2 exons. The record is from RefSeq and is a predicted model, not a curated record. Lineage: Eukaryota; Metazoa; Arthropoda; Insecta; Diptera; Drosophilidae. The coding region runs from base 121 to 369 and encodes 82 amino acids.